UUCGGGCGACGAUCUUUGCCCCGGGAUGGCCAGCGAAUAACCAUCGUUGGUCAACAGUUGACCAUCAACCCAAGAAAAACCAAAAAAAACUCCCAAAAACCACGAAGGAAAAGGAUGGAAGCAACAAUCAACCAACUCAACAACCAACUCAUCGAUCAACAACAAGGACUACUACUACCAGAACCACUCAAACAAACCAUACAAACACUACUCACCACACUACUACUAAGUACAGCAACUUCUCCAGGUCUCAGAAACAGCUCACUACUACUUGCCACCAACCUCAACCGACUCAAGAUCAACCUCAAACCACAACUGAUCAUACAACUCAUCACAAACUACCUAGAAUCAAAUCAAACUAUCAUCAAACAGAUCAUAGACGACAACCUCAAUCGAAACCAUCAACUCAAGCAACAACUCAACCUACACAUCCAAUUACUCAUUCAGAAACUUACCACCGAACCAGAACAACAGACUACCAUACAACAACUAAGACUCAUCUCUCAGUCUCAUCCCAGUCUACUCGAAUCUUUCUACACUACAACAGCACAGGAUACAAUCAAGCCAUUCGCAGAACUCAUCAAACUCAUCGAGCAAGAACGAGCAGAAGAAGAAGAAGAACUAUUUAGGAGGGAGCUACUCUUCAUCAUCCUCCACGUCUUAAAGCAAGGAAUCAUACCCAAACUGAGAUCGGCCACCGUUGCAUUCGAUUCCAGCGAACUCAAAGAUCAACUCAUCAGCUUGCUCAGCUCCAAAUCGAUCAGACUCUUAACCGAACUCUAUCUCAACUAUCCCAAUCUCCUCGAAGAUCUCCAAGGACUACCACAAGCAACAAACACAAAGAAAACCAAACAGGACCCCCUUCUCAACUUCUUCACUCCAGAGCAACGCGCAUGUCAUCCAAUAUUCAAGAUCUAUUAUGAUGAUCAUGCGGGCAAAGCAAAUGAUCGGCCAGAACUCGAUUCGAUCAUCAAUGAGGUCUUAUCAGUCUUACCCGACCUAGCCAGUCCAGAGAUUCUCAGACUGAUCAUCCAAGAACACGUCAACUUUCAGGAUCCUCAACAAGGCGCCCAACGCUUGAUCGAGCGAAGCUUUAAUGACCCUCAAUUCAUUCAAUCCUACUCGACCACCGAAUCCAUUAAUCACUCCCUCCCACAACAAUCCGACCACCAGCUCAUUCAAAAGCGUCAGAACAUCUUUGAUGAUCGCAAGAUGGAUCCUAGUCUAUUAAGGAUAGGAAAAACAAAAUUGGACGAAAACGAGAUCUUGAAUGACAAGAGUCACUUAACGAAGGAGAUGAAGAGACAAAUGAAAGCGCGAUUAGAGCGAAUAGAGGAUGAAGAAGAAAAAAGGGAUGAAUCUGGACGUACGGAGCAAGUGCUAUUAUACUCUGAUGAUGAAGAAGAUGAGGGGAAGAAUGAGCAAGCGAUGGGCGUAGAUAUCUUUUCGGACGAUGACCAUCGAUUCAACCUUCGCCAAGACAGCGAUGAGUCUGAUCCGGAAGACGCAGCGUCGCAGUCCUCCUCCUCCUCCUCCUCUUCAUCCUCCCCAACGCCACCAGCCAACGCACGUUCAAAGCCGACACGCGGCCGAGCCAACAAGGCUCUCCAACAGCCAGAGCAGCGAAACAGACCCCAGAAUGAGAGCGAGGGAUGGGGCGUGGAUGAGGAGGUGCUCUGCUCGUUCUAUCUCAACGAUCCGCGCGUCUUCUUGCCUGCCUCGAGGUCCUCGAAGAGUCGAGUGGCCCUAAAGGCCCGCUUGAAAGGCCCUAAACAGGACGAUCUCAUCGAGGCGUGGAAGACGAUGUUUGAGCGAAACCCGAAGAAGGAGGAGAUCUUGGAGAAGUAUCGGCUUCAAUCGGCCAUUCAAGAUCCCAAUAAUCGGGGGACAAAGAUGAUUGAUAGUCGAGGAGAAGAAGGCUCUCGAGGGCGGGAAGGAGGAGGUGGACGGGGAGGUGGAGGUGGAGCAGGAAGUAUGAGGGGAAGAGGAGCCGGGGCGAAUCGCGGACGCGGGGGGCGAGGCAACGCGCGAGGACGAGGCGGAAAACCCACAACAGAUGGCGGAGGACGCGGAGGAGGAACUGGACUUACCGAGCCUACUGCUCCUCCCUCCUCCUCCAAUCAAACUAGACCUAGAGGCACCGAUCAUCGCAAUCCUGCCGGCCAAUCGAGUCGCGCUAACCAUUCUAAAUCGAUCUCGAAUCGUAAGGUUCGUGGGCGUGAUAAGAAACUCGCUUUCAUCAGUGGCGGUGGUGGUGGUGGUGGUGGUCCGGAUUGAAUUACGCUCAAGUUGAUGUAAUAAAGAUGACUGUUUGUAUUACGCACUCAUAUACAUUACAUUUGGGUUUUCUUCUUUCCGUAAUCAAUAGAUAUUAGAUAUGAAAUCAGCCGUUGAGGGCACAGCCGUCAUUAAACCCAAGUAAUAUAUAUAUGUAGAUGAAAAAUAAAAGAAACAAAAUGUAAAUAUUUUUCAGAAAAUAUUAAGCCAGCUAAUCCUCUAGUUUCUUUGUCAUAAGUUGCAUAUGCAUAGUGCGCAAUGUGAUACCAAAUCUGCUCAUAAAAUAAAAAC
Messenger RNA from Puccinia graminis f. sp. tritici CRL 75-36-700-3, 2568 nucleotides. RefSeq lists its product as uncharacterized. Lineage: Eukaryota; Fungi; Basidiomycota; Pucciniomycetes; Pucciniales; Pucciniaceae. Bases 115 to 2277 code for a protein of 720 amino acids. The record is from RefSeq and is a predicted model, not a curated record. The transcript is spliced from 3 exons.